Scleropages formosus (Asian bonytongue) is the source of this 2176-nucleotide messenger RNA. RefSeq names its product SPG21 abhydrolase domain containing, maspardin (gene spg21). Gene Ontology annotation, cellular component: trans-Golgi network transport vesicle; cytosol. Gene Ontology annotation, molecular function: CD4 receptor binding. The transcript has 9 exons. NCBI's taxonomy places the organism in Eukaryota, Metazoa, Chordata, Actinopteri, Osteoglossiformes, Osteoglossidae. Bases 451 to 1386 code for a protein of 311 amino acids. The record is from RefSeq and is a predicted model, not a curated record.
UGGGUAAGACGUUAGAAGCACAGUUCUCACUACUUGGGGUUUUUAGAAAGUAGAAGUAUAGUGUUCUUAUAAUGUUUAAUUUCUUUUACAACCCGGGGAAAGACAGGCUUUGAGUUACUACAUUUACAUUUAUGUAUAUAAAUAUUUGACAAAUAAAAAACAAGGUUAAUUAUAUACAGUAGUACUCUUUGUCGUCUCUCGUUUGUGAAAUCCGGGAAGUGUCUAUCAAGCUGUCUUUCACUCACAUGGCUUAGCGUCAUUAAGGGGGCGGGGCCUUAAUGGGAAACACGGAAGUGCCUAUAAGAGCUGUCAGAUGACUGGUCUUCGCUGAGCGAAACAGGGCUAUGUUUUCUGGUGGCUGAAGCUGGGAGCUGCGCAGCUUGUAUGCUAUCCUCAGUACGGUACUACUCGGUUCCCUGCUGACUGUUUGUGACCUUCUUUGCACCAGAAAUGGAGGAAAUAAGAGUGUCUCCUGACUACAACUGGUUCAGAAGCACAGUCCCACUGAAAAGAAUUAUUGUAGAUGACGACGACAGCAAGGUUUGGUCGCUAUAUGACGCUGGUCCAAAAAGUGUCCGCUGCCCUAUUAUCUUCUUUCCAGCAGUCAGUGGGACAGCUGAUGUGUUUUUCCAGCAGGUCCUAGCCCUUACAGGCUGGGGAUACAGGGUCAUCUCACUUCAGUACCCAGUUUACUGGAAUCUCCUGGAGUUCUGUGAUGGAUUCAGGAAGCUACUUGAUCAUCUACAGUUGGAUAAGGUCCAUAUAUUUGGUGCAUCUCUGGGAGGCUUCUUAGCCCAGAAGUUUGCAGAGUACACACAUACUUCUCCUAGAGUACACUCUCUCAUCCUGUGUAACUCCUUCAGUGAUACAUCGAUCUUUAACCAGACUUGGACAGCUAACAGUUUUUGGCUGAUGCCUGCCUUUAUGUUGAAGAAGAUUGUUCUUGGGAACUUUGCAAAAGGAUCUGUUGAUCCAAAAAUGGCAGAUGCAAUUGAUUUCAUGGUUGAUCGGCUGGAGAGUUUGAACCAGAGUGAGCUAGCUUCACGACUGACACUUAACUGCCAGAAUUCAUAUGUGGAGCCUCACAAAAUCAAAGACGUCACAGUCACCAUUAUGGAUGUGUUUGAUCAGAGUGCACUGUCACAUGAAGCAAAAGAGGAAAUGUAUAAGCUAUACCCAAAUGCCAGAAGAGCUCACCUUAAAACAGGUGGCAACUUCCCAUACCUUUGCAGGAGUGCAGAAGUUAAUCUUUAUAUACAGAUUCAUUUACGCCAGUUCCAUGGUACAAGAUAUGCAGCUAUCAAUCCAGCCAUGGUGAGUGCAGAGGAGCUGGAGGUGCAGAAGUUGAACCUGAAUAACAGCAUGGACAGCGAUGAGGACCAGUAAAACCUGCCUUCCCUGGGUCAGUUCACAGUUUGAUGGAUAUGCACCCAUGGUCAUACCUUUACCAGCAGACACUCCAGAAAAUCCAGAAAGGAUCUAUUACAGAUGAUUAAAAAUCCAUCACUUAACUCUGAAACUGAUUUUUUUAAAUGUACUGAAAAUGGUCUAAACUGGAACUAAAUUCUGGAUCCAAUUUUUACUUUACAAAAACAACCACUUUAGGAAUCAUUACUGUAAAUAACUAGAAACUGGUUAUAUCAAUUUAAGAGGAAACUUGUUUUGAUGCCAACUUUUUUACCUCUUUGCCUUGUUUGUACUUUUUUGCACUUUAAUUUUCUUCCUUUGGUUUGUUUUGGCAUUUAAGCCACUACAGAGGCAGCAGACUUUUGUUAAUAAACUGAAUUUGCACUGAUCAAAGUGAUUCAAUCUUAAUGAGGAAUAUAUAUGAUAAAAUAUAAAUUCUGAAUAGCUUUGUCAUUGGGAGUAUAAUAGCCUUGAUUAUUUAUUCUGAUUUGAUUCUGGCUGUUUUUUUGUGCUUCUGUUAUAAUGCUGAAUCACUACAAUGAGACCUGUAGAUUUAAAACAUUUCUACAUAAUCAUUUUGGGUUUGGACACUUGGGCACUUACAGGAGUGACUAAUCAGUGUUGGGUAUAAAACUGGUUUUCUUGCAUUUCUUAAAAUUAAAUCCUAAAUUUUAAUAUACACCAAAUUGCAUGUAUGUUUGCCUCAAGCAGUUUGUGGUAAUAAUUUUAAGACUGUUUAAUUUGCAGUGCAAGAUGGGCUCUCCUAAAA